Molecule: messenger RNA, 693 nt
Organism: Lactuca sativa (garden lettuce)
Lineage: Eukaryota; Viridiplantae; Streptophyta; Magnoliopsida; Asterales; Asteraceae
Product: toll/interleukin-1 receptor-like protein
Biological process (GO): signal transduction
Source: RefSeq, a predicted model, not a curated record
AUGGAUUCUGCAAGGAGAACCCCAAAACUCUAUUCCAUGAAGCUACAAAAUACUUCACCUAUGUCUCCAUGUUGGCAUUACGACGUCUUUUUGAGCUUCAGAGGCGAAGAUACCCGCAAAACCUUCAGUGGCGAUCUCUACAAGACUCUGAUUGAAGCCGGAAUCCACAUAUUUAAAGACGACGAUGAGCUGCCUAGAGGUAAUGAUAUUCCAUCGGAGUUGAUAAAAGCAAUAAAGGAAUCAAGGACAUUGAUCGUUGUUUUCUCGAAGGAUUAUGCAUCGUUGAAAUGGUGUCUUGAUGAAUUGCUGGAGAUUUUGGAUUCUAAAAGAACCGUCGAUCAGUUGUUUUUUCCGGUGUUUUAUGACGUCCAUCGGGAUGAUGUUCACCGGCAAACUGGAAGCUUUGAAUCGGCUUUUGUAAGACAUGAAGAGCAAUUUGAUCGGAUUAAGGUGGAAGAGUGGCGACGUGUGAUGACGGAGGCGACAAGUUUAGAUGGUUGGGAGUUUAAUGACGAUACAAACAGGUGUGAAUCAGAAUUUGUUCAAAGAAUUGUAAUGAAUGUGCUACAUAAGAUAAAACGGAAGUUGUUUGUAGCCAAGCAUCCAGUUGGAUUGGAUUCUCGUGUUGAAGAGCUAAAAAUGUUACUCAAAGGACGGGUAGUUGUUUUUCUUGCACGUGUUGGAGAUAAAUAA